AUGAACACGGUUCUGGCCCGCUCGGCCUUCACCGCGCGUGCUGCUGCGCAGGCGCGCGGCGUGACGGCCCUGCGCCCGCGCGCCGCACCGGUGGCCCCGCGUGUGUCGAAGGCCCGCAACGUGGCGCGUCGGGCUGGCGAGGAGUCGUCCGUGGACGUCGAGAGCAUCAUCGCCGAUGCCAAGGCCUCCUGGGACAAGGUUGAGGACAAGACGACGGCCAUCAUCUACGUCGUGGGCGGCAUCGUGGCGCUGUGGCUGGCGAGCACCGUCGUGGGCGCCGUGAACAGCGUGCCGCUGCUCCCCAAGCUGAUGGAGCUCAUCGGGCUCUCGUACAGCGCCUGGUUCGUCUACCGCUACCUCCUCUUCAAGUCGUCCCGGCAGGAGCUCGUCGCCGACAUCGAGGACCUGAAGAAGAAGAUCACGGGCGGCAACUAG
Molecule: messenger RNA, 435 nt
Organism: Pedinophyceae sp. YPF-701
Lineage: Eukaryota; Viridiplantae; Chlorophyta; Pedinophyceae
Source: the annotation of a GenBank genome assembly